Molecule: messenger RNA, 2538 nt
Organism: Acipenser ruthenus (sterlet)
Lineage: Eukaryota; Metazoa; Chordata; Actinopteri; Acipenseriformes; Acipenseridae
Gene: marveld3
Product: MARVEL domain containing 3
Exons: 4
Coding region: 272-1393 (373 amino acids)
Cellular component (GO): membrane
Source: RefSeq, a predicted model, not a curated record
GAAGGGAGUGUGCGUGCGCCGCUGAAGAUGCGCAUGCAGAGAAGUCGAGCAAACAAAAGCUGCUCUGUGAAACGAGAAAAACAAGCACUUCGUACCACCCCGAACCACGCUGAACUAUACAGAGUUAUGCAGAUCAACAAAACGGAGUGAAGAAAAUAGAGAUUGUAUUUGAUUUACAUGGUUAAACUGCGAAAAAAAAUUGUACUUAUCAUUUUUGGUAGGGGCAUCCAGGCAGUAUCCAAGUGACAACUUUUAAAAGAAUAUAUCUAAAAUGUCGGCAGACGGGAGAUACCCGGAACGAGACAACUAUCGUCCUAGAAGCCGGGAAAGGGGUGAGAGGGAUCCUCAUCGGGACAGGGACCUGGAAAACCGCCCUAGGAAAGAGAGAGGAGAUGGCAGGGGACAGAGGGACAGAGACCGGGACAAGGAGAGACACCCGAGAGACCAGUAUGAUGACAGGAGAGACCAGCAUUCUCGGGAUGAGAAGGAGCUGAGGUACCCGGACAAACGAGAAAGGGGCUAUCCAGAAGAACUUGACAGGGGAUAUCGCGAUCAGCGGCACAAUAAUAGAGAACCCCCAUAUCCCAGAACCCCCCCUGAUUACAGAGAGACCUCUUUCAAAGAAAACCAGCCUGUUCACCACAGCGAGGAGAGAUAUGAUGAAACAUCCUCAGUAUCGUAUAGGUCCCCCAGGAAUGGGCUCCCCACUGAACAAAUGGAUUUUUAUGAACCAGGACCUGGUCUUUUGGAAUGCUAUCAGUGCAGAUAUCUCUGUACCGGAAGAGCUCUGUGCCAGGUUUUGGAAGUCCUGCUGAACUUGCUGUUAGUGAUCUGUGCUGGGGUGUCGUUUAACGCAUCAGAGACGUAUAGAGACUAUGGCAGCUUGGGUGGUAUUUACGCGUACUACUUUGGAGGAGCCAAUACCUUUACUGGAACCGAGGCGGAGAAGGUAAAAAAGCUGGACACCCAAUUCUACCAGCUGAAACUUCCAAUCGCCACGGCUACCAUGGCUUUCGGGGGCGCUCUUAUGGGCUACGCCUGUCUGAUGCUUCUCCUGGGCCUGCUACGUGUUCCUUUUCGCUGGCCUGUGAUUCUGCUCGUCGAAUGCGUGCUGGGUGUCAUAAUCGGACUGGGUUACAUACCAGCAAUGGCUUUCCAUUUCAUAAAGCUGCAGGAGGCCUACAACUCUCAGAUCUGCAAGGACAGAAAUGAGAUGUAUGCUAGCAAAGGACACCAAGGCUUCUCCUGUGGUUUCCACGGGGCGGAAAUCGCCAGUGGCCUGUUUGGGGUCUUUGGAAUCCUAGCAUUCCCCUUUAGUGCCUGGCUCGCUGUCCGAGCUUUCAGGAGGGUCCGUGAACUAAAGAAGCAGCCUCAAGAUGGGCACGGCUUUUAGAGGAUUCCUUUCACCCACUGCCAAGGAAAUUUUUUACAUAGAACUACAGGGGGUACAAACAAGACAUGGGAAUUCAGCUUGAACCUGUCUAAUGGAGCUCAUAUUAAAACUUGGAUGGUCGUGGAUGUCUUUGCAAUGCAAGUCUAAUUCCAUCCCUGGAGCCAUGGAUUAAAAAUCCCCCUUGGUCCUUUUGUGUCAUUCCACUCAAUGAUUUUGUUCUAAUCUACAGUUCAUUUUUGGUGACAUUCUAACAUUAAUUUGACAUGGUUUACAUGGUUUUGUCUGUGCAUAUCCGGAUAUGAUAUAAUUUAAAAUAUGUAUAUUAAUGUACAUGGACCGCACAUAUUUGUAUAAACCCAUGGACUGGAUUAAUGUGCAGUGACACAGAGGAGACAUUUAGUGUAUACAGUAGUUGGGGAAAACCAUGAGAUAUAUGUGGCACCACUCAUCUUUAUUUUCAUUUCUGGAUGUGUUAUACAAUAAAACUACUUAUUUUACUUACACAACACAAUCUAGCAAACAAGAACAAACAUGUGUUACUAAGGCUGUGACUUUUGAGUACUUCGUAAAGCCAUAGCAAUGACAUAUAAACUGUUUUUUACCACAGUGUACUGGGAAUAAAAUAGGUAUUUACCCAACAGUUCAGCUUUAUAACUUUUGUAAACCAUUGUGAAGUGAAUGUUUUUUUUUAAGCCUUUUAUUUGAAGAUAAUUUUAUGUUAUGAAAUGUCAUAGUAAGCCUGCAGCAUCCCACACUUGUUCAGUUUAACACUAAAAUAUAAUUUCUUGAUUAUCAGUUUAGUAUAUUUGUCCACAGUAUAGCUUUGUAUGUGGUUUCUUUUCCUAUAAUAUAUAGUGAAAUCUAUAUUUUCUAUAUACUCUGUUUGAGACCAUUGUAUUCUCAAGUUCUCGUAGUUUCAAAUUUUAAGAACAUCAGUACAGAAUACCAAUGUAUAAUUUUCCAUAUAUGACACUUUAGCAUUGUUGAGUUUACAAGGGGUGCGGGUUGUUCAAAAUGAAGUUUAACACUGGUGAAAUCCUAUUGUGAAAAAUGAGUUGUUUAAAUAUUUGAAACAGUUGUGUAACUUUUUUUUUUUUAAAUCUUUUUAACAAAUAAAUGUUGUCAUCUACUUUCUUCUUAUGCAA